Messenger RNA from Musca domestica (house fly), 954 nucleotides. Its product is annotated as peptidyl-prolyl cis-trans isomerase 5. Gene Ontology annotation, biological process: protein peptidyl-prolyl isomerization; protein folding. Lineage: Eukaryota; Metazoa; Arthropoda; Insecta; Diptera; Muscidae. Bases 83 to 694 code for a protein of 203 amino acids. Gene Ontology annotation, cellular component: intracellular membrane-bounded organelle. The record is from RefSeq and is a predicted model, not a curated record. Gene Ontology annotation, molecular function: peptidyl-prolyl cis-trans isomerase activity. The transcript has 3 exons.
AAAACAUUUAACAUUCGUUAGUUUACACUGGACACGGAAAGUUAUUGCGCCGGACGUACAAAUAACUAAAGAAUAACUAAAAAUGAAAUUGUUUUUGUGUUUGUGCCUAGUGGCAGCAUUAACCAUUGUUAAUGCUGAUGAUAGCAAAGGACCCAAAGUAACCGAAAAGGUUUACUUUGACAUAACCAUUGGCAACGAACCGGCCGGCCGCAUUGAAAUUGGCUUGUUUGGCAAGACCGUACCCAAAACAGUCGAGAAUUUCAAACAAUUGGCUGACAAACCCGCUGGAGAAGGCUAUGCUGGCAGCAAAUUCCAUCGUGUCAUCAAAGAUUUCAUGAUCCAAGGUGGUGAUUUCACUCGGGGUGAUGGUACCGGUGGCCGUUCCAUCUAUGGUGAACGUUUCGAAGAUGAGAACUUCAAGCUGAAGCAUUAUGGUGCCGGUUGGUUGUCCAUGGCCAAUGCUGGCAAGGAUACCAAUGGUUCUCAGUUCUUCAUUACCACCAAACAAACUUCCUGGUUGGAUGGUCGUCAUGUUGUCUUCGGCAAGGUUUUGUCUGGCAUGGAUGUUGUGCGCAAAAUUGAGAACACUGCCACAGAUGGUCGUGACCGUCCCGUCAAGGAUGUUGUGAUUGCCAAGAGUGGUUCAUUGCCCGUGGCUGAACCCUUCGCUGUGUCCAAGGCUGAUGCUGAAUAAAUAAAAUGCAAAUAAUAACCACCCCCAAAUGUCUUUUAUGGGACAUUCUUUGUAAUAAGUUUCCUUAUUUAAGAUAUCUUUUUUUGAAACGCAAAUAGAAAGAAGAGCAAUUGCUUUUUUGUUAAAAAAAAAAAAAAAAUAACCGAGAGAUAUUUAAAGAAAAGAACAUCUUAUUGUAGAUUUUUAAACAAAUGAGAUAUCUAUGUUAGGUUAACAAACACCCACAAAAAAACAGAGUUUAAUAAAGUUGUUGCAUUUAA